AUGAGCUGCUUGCUAAAUAAUGCUAUACAAAUUGCGAUAAAUAAGCUAUAUUCACAUGAUGUAAAACUGAAAGAUGAACAGUUCCGUGCUGUAGAAUCAGUCUUGCGUGGAAAGGAUGUAUUGGCUGUGUUGCCCACUGGCUUUGGCAAGUCGCUAAUAUAUCAAAUAUUGCCCGAUGUAUUCGAUUAUAUGUCGGCAAAUUCACAUUUGAGAGAAAGAUGUGUUGGUUCGUUGAUUUUGGUCGUGUCGCCGUUAAAUGCGCUAAUGUGCGAUCAAAUUACAAAGUUAAAUAAGGCUGGAAUUCAAUCAUUUAUGGUAACAGAAGUGGUUUCAGAAAAUGAAAAAGCACAAUAUCAUAUUUCUGUAAAGUCUUUAAAAGAACUAUCCUGUACUUGCAAAAUCCUUUAUUUUCAUGCAGAAUUAUGCGUCAAGAAUAAGUCUUUUUUCAAUGUCCUUAAGUCUCCAGGAUUUCAAGAAAGGGUUAAGUGUUUAGUUGUUGAUGAAGCCCAUCUUAUUAAAGAAUGGUAUGAUAACUGUAUACCAUAAUUUGCAUUCAGUUAUAUUUUAUUUGACAUGUAUUGAGUCAUAAUGGUAUUUUACAAUAUUGCCUUUAAUAUACACCCCCCCCCCCUAUGGAUGAGAAUUUCUGAGGGGGUUUGAAAAAGCCAUUUCUGAGGGGUUGUGUGCAUUGGCAUCCUUUGAUCUUUGCGUUUUUUUCUUGAGGGGUAAGGCAAAAUUUCUUAAUUUCUGGGGGGGGUGUUUGUGUCAGCACUUUGAUCUUUUUUUCUUAGGGGUUCAAAUUUUAUUGACCUCGUCCAUAGGGGAGUGUGUACAUUAAAUGGAAUGGCCCCCUACAUACGUACUGUGCAUAGAAUCAACUGGGAUUUACACUGGUCAAUAGAGGUGUGCAAAUCCAAAGUCACUUUGUCAUCUUCUUUUCAUGCAUAUUAUUAUUUUAUUAAUUUAAAGGGUUAUUAAACAUUAGCCAAUAUAUUUAUUAAACAUUAGCCAAUUGUAUAUAUAUAUAUUAUAUAUUUUAUUAAACAUUAGCCAAUUGUAAAUGUCCAAUCCAAUGCACACCUCUACUGGUCAUGUUCUUCCUUGCUUUUGUAAGUUAGGUUAACCAUAUCUUUUUAAAGUAUUUAAUUGCUAAUUGUUACUCAAGACAUUUAAAACUAGCAAUGCGCCCAAAUGUGCCUGCUUUACUAUUUACUCUGUCUAAUGCCAGACGAUUUUACUAAUCAGUGGUAUACGGUCAGUAAAUGGUUAAAAGUUGGGUAAUUGGAUUACAUUUGUUAAAGUAGGGUGAACCGUGGUAUGUUGCACUUGUUAAGCCAGUAUUGGGUUGACAUGUGAAUUUGGAUGGCUUUAUUAACAUAUCAACUAAAGGUGCAAGGUUAUGUGUCACAUGCUUGUCAUACUGUUCUGUUCAUAUUUGUAGGAAGACCUUCAGGCCUGCAUAUGGAAAAUUGGACAUACUGGGAAGUAUCUUUGCAAAUGUACCCUUUCUGGCUCUAACAGCUACAGCAAACAGUGAAACUAAGUCUAUGAUAAUUGAAUCAUUGCAGUUAACAGAUGUUGAGUUAAUUGAAGUCAAUCCAGAUCGUGAAAACAUAUUUUAUGAUGUUAAGAACAGACCAUCUCAUGGAGAUGAUAAACUCGAUCCCAUUCUUAAACCUGUUGCAAAUAUGUUGAAAGAGCUAAAACUUCAAAUGGAAUUAACAAUUAUUUAUGGCACACUGCAAACUUGUGCAGACUGCUUUUUGUAUUUUAGUCAGGCUCUGAAAAAACAUCAAUAUUUCCCUGAAGGAUCGGAGCCUAUUUCAAAGAACCGGCUUUUUGCACAGUAUCAUGCUGAAUGCCCAGAUCAUGAAAAGGAUAGGAUUAUUGAAGAACUUACUCAAGGUGUUUGUACUGCAAGAGUUCUUUUUGUUACAAUUGCCUUCGGGAUGGGAAUAGACAUUCAUGACAUUCGUCAUGUCAUUCACAUUGGGGUACCAAAAACUAUAGAGGAAUAUUUUCAAGAAACAGGACGUGCGGGUAGAGACGGAUGCCCAUCAGUUGCCACUAUGUAUUACAACAACUUCGAUAUUCGGAGUGGUAAACAUCAAGUGGAUGAAGUUCUGCGUGAAUUCGCUACAUCUAACUCGUGCAAAAGAAGUAUUAUUUUAAACUACUUUGGUCACAGCUUAAAAAGGGAAUCAGACUUUCAUAAUUGCUGCUCAUAUCAUAGAUCAGUAUGUAAAUGUCCAACUUGCUUGGUUGUUACCAGCAAUUCUGCAGAGGAUCAGACAACACCAGCACCUGCAAUAGAGCAUGUUUCAUAUUCAUGUUAUCAGAAAACAAAUAUCAAGAAUGAUCUUGAAGCAUACAGAGCAUCUUUGUGCUAUGGAAAUUCAUUUGCAGGCAACAUUACUUUAUCUACAGGCUUCAGUAUUGAAUUAAUAGACCUAGCUGUGGAGUGUUGUUCUGCAGUUAAAUCUGCAGAUGAUGUUUAUAAAAUCCUGCCUGUUUUCAGCAGAGAACAUGCACAUGCAAUCUUUGAAAUUAUCUCUCGCCAUACAACUUAA
Paramuricea clavata is the source of this 2570-nucleotide messenger RNA. Lineage: Eukaryota; Metazoa; Cnidaria; Anthozoa; Malacalcyonacea; Plexauridae. The record is from the annotation of a GenBank genome assembly.